Molecule: messenger RNA, 2368 nt
Organism: Solea solea (common sole)
Lineage: Eukaryota; Metazoa; Chordata; Actinopteri; Pleuronectiformes; Soleidae
Gene: synj2bp
Product: synaptojanin 2 binding protein
Exons: 4
Coding region: 259-708 (149 amino acids)
Molecular function (GO): protein binding
Source: RefSeq, a predicted model, not a curated record
GCGCGAGCCCCCCGCGGCCCUCAUGUGGAGGAUGGAGCGGUAGAAAAUGGAUGGAUGGACGAUUUAUAAGUCAUAAGGCGGCCUGCAGUUCCCGCUCAAUCCACCCAGGGGCAGCACACGCACAAGUCACCGACUGUACUGAGAGGAAGCGAAUCGAAACUGCUGAAUGAGUUCACCUUCAGUUUAACUGUUCCUUCAGUGCUGUGAGUCUCCAUGAUUUCCCUCUGAGCAGCACUCGUUUUAAUCUUUACCUGGUGCAUGGACAACAUGAAUGGCUCUCUGCGCUCCACGGACAACGUGGUGGACAUGAAACUAAAGCGCGGACCGGCAGGCUUGGGCUUCAACAUAGUUGGAGGUGUGGACCAGCAGUAUGUUGUGAACGACAGUGGCAUCUAUGUGUCCAAAAUAAAAGAAGAUGGAGCUGCAGGUUUGGAUGGAAGACUGCAAGAGGGCGACAAGAUCCUGGCGAUUAAUGGAGUCCAGCUGGAGGAUCUGACACAUAAAGCUGCAGUGGAUCUGUUCAGGACGGCGGGGGAGGAUGUGGAGCUCCGUAUUCUCAAAAAGUCGCCCCUUCACAUGAACGGAACCUCAGACUCACAACCUGAACAUCACUCUCCGGUGUUUUCUCUGGGAUUACUGCUAGCUCUAGCGGGAGCCGCCGCCCUCUUUUCAUUCAUUUACACACGACACGCUAGGAAACACUUUUAGCUCCGCCAUUUACUGUCUCUGUUGUGUUUUAAGAUCAAAAACUUCGCUAAAGGCCAAAGAACCUAAAGAGAGGGGGGGGAAAAACUCUAAACAGUAGACCUUAUUUUUUUAUUAGUCAGUGUUGGCGUUGAGUUUCUCCAUUUACAUGCUCAUGUGAUUUAACGGUUGCUUCUAAUGCUCUUUCCACUAAAAUAACCUCUUAUAUGUAGCUUGGUGACGUACACAGAUAAAGAAGGAUGUACACGUGACGUCCCUGCUGCUGAGCUGAGCUCACGCAGACACUAACGGCUUCCCAAACGCAUGAGAUGUCGGCAGAAAAUUCCAACGUUGGGCCAUUCAGUAACUGAGAGUUUUAGUGAGUGGCAGAUCUGAGAUGCAGACAUGAGCUCACGUUCCUUCAGCUUUCAUGAAUUCCAUAUGACUGGGUUUUGAUUCUCAGCAGCUCAGAACGAGUUAGUGGUUGAAAAGCCUUCCGUUCAUGUGAUUAAAAUGUGUCCUGUAAUGUAACGGACAAUCAUUGAGUGCCUUUAAUCGCUCUUUGCAAGUGGUCGGUUCUUGUUGCUACGUAUCGUUGAUCACAAUGAAAAUCCAACCCUCUACAACCGUUAAUAAUUAAAUCAAGUCUCCAGCAGUCUUUUAAAAGUGUGAGCAAACGAAAAUAAGCUCCAAUCCACUCAGUUAUUCCUUCUCACUUAACUUCCUUUCCUCAGCUAUCAUUCCAUUUCUUCAACAUGUUCACAUUUAAAAAAAAAAAAAAAAAACAGGUGACAAUUGCAGUUUAAUACUGUCCUUUUCAAAAGCAGCUCAGACUCUACAGCUACACACCGUAGGUUACAGAAAACGUGAUAGUGAUUAUUUCCAGCACUAGGACUGUUUAUCCUUUAUUGACUCAAAAUACAAAUAUUGUGGCCAAAGUGUGUCUUUAUGAAGUAAUAACGUCAUCUUGUGUGGCUCAUUUUUAAUCAUGUUUGCUCAACGGUGGAACAAGAUACGUAUAUCUUAUAUUUGUUUAUAAAUUUAGUUCGUAUUUGUGAGGAAAAAAUAUAGAUAAUCGGUUGUUCACAGUAUCACCAAGUAUCACUCGUUCACUCAGGGUCAACUAUUAAAUAUAUAUAUAUAUAUGAUGGGGUGAACAGUUCACUUGCUAAUACUCGGUCAAGGGAUGCUGCCAUAUUCGUGUCACUGCUAUUUUAAAAACAUUCUCCUCAUUUUUCACAAUCAUGUACCUUCUGUUUAAUGACUUGUCUUGUGGGAAAGAAAAUGAAAAGUGAGGAAAUGAGUGUUUCUUUUGUGUGAAGGACCAACGGUGUGAUUCUCAAAAUCGGCUCCAUUUAACGGGGACCUCUCUAAGCAAACAGCAACUAUAAAUGUUAAUUGUUCUUAUUUUUGCACUAUUCAGAGUCAUUAAACAUGUUCCAGUAAAAGUUCAAGUAUGAGAUGAGGGUGUAUGAGUUGAGAUUUGUGUUGGGUUGCUCCGCAUCGGUCGACAUGUGUUUGUGUUUGACUGUUGUCGUGUUGUAAAUACAUUUCAUGUCGCUCUGCUGAUCGGGGACUGUGAAUAUGUGCAGUAUGCCAGAGGAGUAGAUCACAUGCACUACAUAAUGAUGCAAAUACUGUGUGUUUGACAUCCAGGCACCAAUUAAAAUUCAUGUUGAAUUCA